Messenger RNA from Sitodiplosis mosellana (orange wheat blossom midge), 3276 nucleotides. RefSeq lists its product as uncharacterized. Gene Ontology annotation, biological process: carbohydrate transport; transmembrane transport. The transcript is spliced from 16 exons. NCBI's taxonomy places the organism in Eukaryota, Metazoa, Arthropoda, Insecta, Diptera, Cecidomyiidae. Gene Ontology annotation, molecular function: sugar transmembrane transporter activity. Gene Ontology annotation, cellular component: membrane. The coding region runs from base 145 to 3276 and encodes 1043 amino acids. The record is from RefSeq and is a predicted model, not a curated record.
AGUUGAAUAAUUAUCGCGUUGAAAUGGGCCCUGCUGUGAAUUUCACGAAUAUACUUGUUCCGAUCGCCGCAUUUCCUAGUCAUAAUCAGUGAGCGUUUGAUUUCACGUCGCAUUGAUCAGUCUCGGUUGCUAAACGAUUCACAAAUGGAAAAAAGAGAAACGAAACCAGCGCAAAGCGCUAAAUAUCAGUACAUUGGUACCUUUGUGGUAAAUUUAUUAUCAAUUUCUUAUGGCGUCUCCGGUGGUUGGGCAAGUCCUAGUAUAAUUUUGUUGAUGUCGGAUGAAACGCCGUUGCCAUCAGGCAAAAUCACAAUGGAAGAAGCCUCUUGGAUUGUGUCAUUAGUGUACUUGGGUGGUAUUCCGGGAAAUAUGGUUUUUGGUUUCAUCACCAAUCGCUUUGGCCGAAAGUGGCCAUUAAUUAUUGCGACAAUUCCAAUCAUCAUCAGCUGGUUGCUCAUUCUAUACGCGGAGAAUCUUUAUCAUUUGUACGCGUCGCGACUGUUGAAUGGCUUCAUCGGUGGUGGCCUAUUCGUCGUGAUUCCUUUGUACCUUAGUGAAAUAUCCAUCGAUAGUGUACGAGGUGUUUUAGGAUCGACAUUGAUAUUGUCCGAAAAUGUUGGCAUCUUGUUGGCCUUUACUUUGGGCUAUCUGUGUGAUUUUUACACAAUUCCAAAGGUGGUAAUUGGAUUGACUGCGUUGUGCGCUGUUUUAAUUUGUUUCUUACCCGAUACUCCAUCGUUUCUUAUGAAACAAAAUCGCAUAGAUUCCGCACGGAAAUCGAUUCGAUUCUAUCAAAAUUUAAGGAGAAAGAACACUGAUUAUGACUUGGUGCAGAUGGAAAUAAAAAAACUGCAAAACACAAUUCCCGAUGUAAAAACGGAACGUUCAAUGAAAUGGUCUGAUUUGACAACGCGACCGGCUCGUCGUGCCAUUCUCAUUGGAGUUGUUUUAAUGGCAAUGAAUCAAUUAUGUGGAGCAUUUGCCAUGUUAAACUAUACGGCAUAUGUAUUUGAAGAGGCUGGAUCGAGUAUGUCAUCGAAUGAGUCGGCGAUUGUAGUGGGUAUAAUUUCAAUUCUGGGAUCUCUGAUCUCGACAAAUCUUGUUGACCGAGCCGGGCGGAAAAUCCUGUUUUUCGUAUCUUCCGUUGGGGCUGCCUUGGGUUUAGUUACAUUGGGUACAUAUGUGAUGCUAAAAUCGUGGGAUUACGACGUUGAACCUUUCAAUUGGAUUCCAAUUGCAAGUUUUUCAUUUGUCGUUUUCAUCGCAUCGUUGGGCGUGUUGAAUCUUCCGUUCUUGGUGAUCUCAGAAAUUUUCCCGGAAAAUAUCAAAGACUUUGCCGUGUCAUUUUGCAUGAUAGUGUUGGAACUAUUAACAUUUAUAGUGGUAAAAUGGUUACCGUUCAUCAUGGGAUCACUUGGUUUUCACGGAAGUAUGUUCCUGUUUGCCGGUAUAUGUUUGCUUGGCGAAGUGUUUAUCAUUAUAUUCCUGCCAGAGACAAAAGGAAAAAGCUACGAACAAAUCAUGGACAUUGGUGCACUGCUCAUUAUAUACACUCCAAAUGGAUACUACUUGUGUGUGGCAAGAUUUAUCAAUGGGUUUGUGGGAGGCGGAGGUUACCAGAUUGUUCCGCUACUUCUCGCCGAAGUGGCUAACAAUCGUAUUCGAGGCACCACAGUUUCAUCGCUGGUCCUGACCGAGAAUUCCGGCAUUUUACUAGCCUUCAUUAUUGGAAGCUAUUGUGAUUACUAUGUGACACCGACAGUUGUGGCUGCUUUAACUGUGAUAUUUGGCGUUUUGCUUUGUUUCUUCCCCGGAACACCAACAUUCCUUGAAGCUAAAAAGUCAAUUAGAUUCUACCAAAACCUACGUGAAGGAGAAACAGAUGACAAAUUGGUCGAAAUUGAAAAAGAAAAACUGAAGUGUACGGUCAGUGAUGCGAACUUGUUAACGAUCGCCUUUGGAAUGACCGAGGGAUGGACAAGCCCAAGCGUUCUUUUGUUGACAUCAGAUGAAUCGCCAUUGCCAUCGGGAAAAAUUACCAUGGAAGAAGCUUCAUGGAUUGCAUCACUUUUAUGCCUCGGUCUCUUUGGAAAUAUAUUUUUCUGCUAUGUUAUCAACAAAUUCGGAAGAAAAAAACCACUACUACUCAUCACCGUUCCGACCAUCAUUAGUUGCUUGCUCGUCAUAUACGCUCCAAAUGCAUACUAUUUGUGUGUGGCCAGAUUUAUCAAUGGGUUUGUUGGCGGCGGAGGUUACGUCAUCGUUCCAAUAUACUUGUCCGAAAUAUCAUUCGAUCGUGUUCGUGGGGCCAUAGUUACAUCAUUGGUGGUGACUGAAAAUUUCGGCAUGUUAGUGUCAUACAUUAUUGGAAACUUUUAUGAUUUCUACGUGACACCGAAAGUUAUGAUUGUUUUAACGGUUAUAUUUGGUGUUUUGCUUUGUUUCUUCCCUGAGUCGCCGACAUUCCUUUUGAAACAGAACAGAAUUUCCGAAGCUGAAAGGUCGAUUCGAUUUUAUCAGAACUUGGGCGAGAAUAGCAAAGAUAAUAAAUUAUUAGAGAUCGAAUUGACCAAACUAAAGAGUGCCGUCUGUGAUGGUGAAGAUGAAAAAAGCAAAGAAAAUGCAUUCGAUUGGUCUGAUCUUAGAACAAAAACAGUACGAAAGGCUAUGACAAUUGGAGUUAUACUAGCUUCGCUGAAUCAAUUCAGUGGAGUUGCAACGAUGUUGAAUUAUACCGCAACUAUUUUCCAAGAGGCCGGUUCCAAUCUAACUCCAAAUGUAUCAACAAUUAUCAUUGGAGUAAUUUUAAUGUUUAGUGCGCUCAUUGCUGCUCAACUCGUUGACCGAGCUGGACGAAAGAUCUUAUUCGCAGUAUCGAAUUUUGGAACAGCGCUAGGUCUAACCGUGUUGGGAGUAUACAUGUCCCUUAAGUCAAGUGGUUACCCCGUCGAAGCUUUCUAUUGGCUUCCAGUUACGUGCUUUUCAUUUGUCAUUUUUGUCGCUGCAUUGGGAAUUUUAUCAAUACCUUUCAUCGUGUUGGCCGAAAUCAUGCCCGAAAAAGUCAAGGAUUUUAAUGUUUCGGUGUGCAUGACACUUCUGUGGAUCUUCGCAUUCCUCACCACCAAGUAUUUGCCAUUUUUAACGGAUUUUCUUGGUUUCGGUGGGAGCAUGUUCCUAUUUGCUGGAGUGUGCGUAGCCUGUGAACUAUUCAUAAUGUUCUUUAUGCCAGAGACAAAGGGCAAAAGUCAUGAAGAAAUCAUGGAAUUGCUUCGAUAA